Molecule: messenger RNA, 983 nt
Organism: Schizophyllum commune H4-8
Lineage: Eukaryota; Fungi; Basidiomycota; Agaricomycetes; Agaricales; Schizophyllaceae
Product: Tim17-domain-containing protein
Exons: 4
Coding region: 11-568 (185 amino acids)
Biological process (GO): protein insertion into mitochondrial inner membrane
Cellular component (GO): TIM22 mitochondrial import inner membrane insertion complex
Molecular function (GO): transmembrane protein transporter activity
Source: RefSeq, a predicted model, not a curated record
CGCGUUCCCGAUGCCCCUCGAGAUAGACCCGCGGGUGCUGCCACCAUACUUCCUGCCGGGAAAGGAACCACUGCCGCCAGGCUUCAGCGAAGAUGACCGGGCCAUGAUGAUGGAGCAGCAGAAGAUGAACCGCACAAUGGAACGUGUCCAGGAGUCCUGCGCGGUCAAGACUGUCCUCGCCGGUGUCGGUGGUAUGGCAAUCGGCAUGUUCUUCUCCAUGCUGUCAACGGGCUUCGCGUACGAGGAUCCGACCCUCCGCGACCAGCACGCACAGCUAGCACGACAUCAAAAGGCAGGGGCUAUCAUCAAGGAUAUGGCAAAGUCCGCCUGGUCAUCUGGUAAGGGCUUUGCCAAGGUCGGCGCGCUCUAUGCGGGCAUCGAGUGCGUAAUCGAGUCGUAUCGUGCGAAGAACGACCUCACGAACUCCGUGACCGCGGGGUUUCUGGCUGGUGGUAUAUUGGCGCGCAAUUCGGGGCCGAAGGCAGCGUUCAUGGGAGGCGUCGCGUUCGCCGGCUUCUCAGCAGCCAUCGACAUGUACCUCAGAAGAGAACCGCCAGACGAGGACUAGUUGACUCGAUCUCGGCAGUGCCCCACCUCGCUACCCACUCCCUGUUCACGACAGGUCAUGCUAUCCGUAACGACGCCCUUUCGGGACGCGUGAAGCCACCACUAAUGCGCUCGGCGCGUCACACCACCACUCAUCGCUCGCGCGCGCUAUAUAUCAUAUGUUUCUCAUUAAUGAAUAGAGGGUCGGGAUUCUGGUGUGUAUCCCCCUGCCCUACACAUCCCUAUGAGUGAUAGACACACGACGCGUGUCUAUAAUCUGGGUCACUGUUGAAAUAUAAGCUCCCUUGGUCGUCCGACCCUCGAAGCUCGUCUUCGACACCCUCAUCAAGAUCCUCUUCGUCUUCAGCACAAUGAACGAUCGAGCUGCCGUCGACGUCCUUCUCCCUCGCUUGUCCCGCACCCUGGGCCGUAAAACG